Molecule: messenger RNA, 345 nt
Organism: Parnassius apollo (apollo)
Lineage: Eukaryota; Metazoa; Arthropoda; Insecta; Lepidoptera; Papilionidae
Source: the annotation of a GenBank genome assembly
AUGCCGAACUCGAACGACUACGACGUGAGGCUAUUCCCUCAUCGAAUGAAUCCUAUGGCUGGGGAUGCGGCUCCACUUGCGACAGACCACAUGCUGGCGACCUAUUUGGAAGCCAGCCAGGACCUUUGCGAGACAAACUCAAUUCUUUUUGGCGCCGCAAUGGCAGUUUGCCGUAUUAUUGGCUCCAAACUUCCCAUGGCUGGACGCGCUGUUAGACAAAGUAGCGCCAUCCCAGCCAGGAGGAAAAGAAUUGAGGACCGUAUCACAAAGGCAAGGGCCCUUAUCGGCAGACUGACAAGCUUCAGGUCGGGUAAUAUAGACCGAGGGUUGUGCGUACCGUUAUAA